Molecule: messenger RNA, 2159 nt
Organism: Orbicella faveolata
Lineage: Eukaryota; Metazoa; Cnidaria; Anthozoa; Scleractinia; Merulinidae
Source: RefSeq, a predicted model, not a curated record
UUCUGUUAUCUAUCGUGAAGACGUCGCUUCUCUUCUUAGAUGACUGCUGUUGGACGUGAUCCACACCAUGCAUGCAUGCACUGCUCAUGCAGCUGAUUUUGAACAAAUGAGAGCGCUCUAAAAGUGCUGAACUCGAAAGUGACGAUUACCUCAAAACCGCCUCCAUGCCGGAGAUCGAGACUAUAUUAGAGCGACUAAGCAUCCGACUUAAGUUUCUAAAAUUGACAGAUUGUUGCUUAAGGCGUCUACUUGAUUGAUCUUUUAGUCAAAAGAUAAAUAUUCGGCUUUGCAUCCGGAGAAGAAUUAAUUUGAUUAAACCGAUAUCAUUUAAUCGUUGGCCAUAGCGCUGUUUUUCGGAUGAGAAUACUAACAUUUCAGCUGAAAAUGUUAAGUUUUGUUUUCUUCCUAAAUGUCUGUGUCAUUCAAGUACAUCGGGUUGAAUCGCGUACCACGCAUCGAGAUAAGUACUUGGUCGGUCCAGUUAUCGAAAGACUUAACGCUGGGGAUUGGAUGCAAUGCCUCAUUGCUUGUACAACAUCUGACGAUUGCGUUUCUUACAACUUCGAGCCAAGAUCUGGAACGUGCGAACACCUCAGCGAGGGACUAGAUUUGGGGAGGAACUGUCAUGGAAGAAAGUUUCUCGUGCGCUCCCAAGGAUGGAUUUUUCAUCAGAUCACUGACACGUUCUGGUCACCAUGGAACCAGUGGAGUAACUGCGGGUGCAUUGAAGGUGAUCGAAAGCAAAAGCGCAACCGAACGUGUAUUUCCUCCAGCAAUGGCGAAUGUAGUGGGGAAAGGAGUGAGACCAAGCCAUGUUAUGAUCCUACUCUUCCCUGUGGAUCAGCAUCAGGCUGAGGAUGACAAAAUAAAUGAGGGCGAUACGAACUGCCACUGACUAUCACUUGCACUGGACAUCAGCCUUCCCUGUAUUACCCUAGGUUGUAGUUUGAUUUACCCUCUCUUGCGCUGUAUACAAAAUCAAUAAGAAAAAUUCAAGCAAAAUUAGUUGAAUUUUUGUUGGCAUAGUUACAGGACGGAUUCUUGUAGUAACAGACUCUUGCUACAGAUAUUAAUGCACUGAUUAUGAUAACUACGUUGUGUAUUUCAGUCAUAUCAAUUGUCACAAAUCAUGCACAAUAUGCCUUUCAUUAGGGUGGUAAAGAUAACCAACUUGGAACUGCAAAAGACUGCAGUUCCAUAUACAUUAAUGUCCAUGAGCGUUUUAAAAAAAUUCUUGUAGAAUAAAGGCAACGAAAAGACAUUGGCUGUUUUGACGUUAGAGACGGACAAUCCGUUUUGGAUAAAUUACCCGUUUUGAUGUGAACAAUUAACGGAUAGAAACUGCGAAUUUCUUUGAUGCUCAUAAGACAGCUAAAGCAGCUCAGGCGUGGUGAUCAAUCCUUUUCAAUGACGGUCGACGCGUACUUUCUCAUGUAAAACCGUUUUCUUGUAAGGCCUUUUACCGUCUUCUCAGCCUGCUCUAAACUUCGAAGUUUUUAUUUCUCCUCCUUUUUCAGUCCCUUCUCGGCGGCCCCCUUUUCGUUUAAAAUGGUUAAAUACACGCAUGUCAAUUAUGCUAUUUCUUGAAAAUACGUAACAAGACUUUAAGUAACAUGCAUUUUAGGGUCUAUUUGUGAUUGAGCAACCUCUCGGCAAAAGAGAUUGGAAACGAAACAUUACAUGCACUGAGUUUGCGCAAAACAGCUCUUCAACAAACGUGUCGCCGCACUGUUGUAACACGGCAAUAAAAAAAAUAUUGUUUGGCUGUACAGGUGCCGGCUUAGCCGUUGGAGGUGCUUACUUUUUAUAUGAGAGAUGGCAGAAGUGCCAAGAGAAAAACAAUGAGGUAUGUAAAACCUAAGUUAAUAAGGGAGAAGUAGAACGGAACUUUUGGCUACAACAUUUAUUUAGGAAGAGGGAAGUCCAAUUACGAAUUGAAAAGUACAGAGAGACCGAGGAAAAGGGAGAAUAUUAUAUGUAAUUAAUGGCGAAAUCUUGUGAUAUUCAGUGGACUUGGGCAAUCUUUUCCUCUCUUAGCUCUUUUAGCUCAAUUCUAAGGCCGCGCGCGCUACGAACAAAUUGAAACUCGUAAACUACAGCUUUAAAAUUAUUACAGUUUUAUUGGCUUAAAAUGAGUAAAAAUGUAAUACAAUUCAUUC